Messenger RNA from Dichomitus squalens LYAD-421 SS1, 1163 nucleotides. Its product is annotated as histone-fold-containing protein. Bases 148 to 693 code for a protein of 181 amino acids. The transcript has 4 exons. The record is from RefSeq and is a predicted model, not a curated record. Gene Ontology annotation, molecular function: protein heterodimerization activity; structural constituent of chromatin; DNA binding. Lineage: Eukaryota; Fungi; Basidiomycota; Agaricomycetes; Polyporales; Polyporaceae. Gene Ontology annotation, cellular component: nucleosome.
ACUAGUGCUGCUGUUCCCUUCACUGUGGCGAUUCCCUUACGUCUCGAGGCCGCUCUCUCUUAGUUGCGCUGCUACUCUUAUAUCUCUGGCCACUGCUGUUCCUGCCCACGACUUUCCUUCAUAUCCCGUUCGUUACCCCGCCCGAAAAUGGCGCAAACAGUGCAGCGAGGAAAGCGCAGACAAGCGGCUGACGACUCGCCACCGUCGUCGCCGCCCCCAGCAGCGAAGCGGAGGCAGACCGCGACCGCGCGGAAGAGCACGGGCGGACGACCACCAGCCCGCGGCCCGAGCGACGCAGGGCCCUCGAACGCGGGCCGCCGCGCCAGCGGUGGCGGGCAGGGCCAGGGCGGCGACCCACCACGCAGGAAGCGGUUCAGGCCCGGGACGGUCGCCCUGCGCGAGAUCAGGAAGUACCAGAAGAGCACGGACCUGCUCAUCCGCAAGCUGCCGUUUUCGCGCGUGGUGCGCGAGAUCGCGCUGGACAUGAUCACGGACACCGUCGAGUAUGGGGACAACGGUUUGCGAUGGCAGAGCUCGGCGAUUCUGGCGCUGCAAGAGGCGACGGAGGCCUUCCUCGUGCACAUGUUCGAAGACGCGAACCUGUGCGCCAUCCACGCCAAACGGGUAACUGUCAUGCAAAGAGACAUCCAACUCGCACGACGCCUGCGCGGGUCGAGCGGUGGGCUGGCGUGAUCGAGCAUACGCUGAUGACUGUACGAGGCCAAGUCAGUGUCGAUCAGUAGUAUGCUUGAUGUUCGCUGGCCUGCGGCAGGUCGCCGGCGGCGGCGGCGGCGGCGGCGGCAACUCGAUUGCGUAUUUCGGCUGACCGUAUUUGGGACGUUGUCUUCUUACUGCUCGUCUUUGCUUUGCGUUAUUUUCUUUGCUGCGAUCACGACUAGUUCUAUUAGGGGUGGUCAGAGUUCGCGAUUACGGGGCGAUUCUGAGAGCGAUUAUAUAGUGAUUAUGAGAGCCUUAAUCACCUCAUAAUCGACCUGUACUCUGACCACCCCAUGUCGCAAAGCGAUUAUGAUCACGAUUUCUGGUACUGCGAUUCUGCUUUUCUCAGCUAUCUGCUCAACGUCUGCCUUUGGUUUCGAGCUCUGACGCGCCUUUGAACACCCUACAUAUUCAAAAAGGUCAUUAUAAAUUGACUCCGCAUUUUU